AGUUUACUCUAUAUAUAAACUAUAUAUAUUGAAGUAUAAGCAAAGUUGAUUUACAGAAAGAAAGAUUCCCUCCUUGUUCCAUUAUGAAAUUGCUGUCACUCACCAUUUUUCUCUUCAUCUUUCUUGUUUCUGCUUCUGCUCUUCUUCUUGAAGCCUUCAACAAUGGCGGUGGACGAUUCAAACUGGAAGAAAAAGAAGAUUCCCAUAUCAAAAGAUCCGAUUUUCCACCUGGGUUUCUCUUUGGAACCGCCACCUCUGCUUAUCAAAUUGAAGGAGCCUAUCUUGAAGAUUCUAAAUCCCUCAGCAACUGGGAUGUAUUUUGUCAUUCCGUAGGUUGUGCGGAAAAUGGAGAAAACGGAGAUAUUGCAGAUGAUCAUUAUCAUCGAUUUUUGGAAGACAUUGAUUUGAUGCAUUCCCUUGGUGUAAAAGCAUACAGAUUUUCGAUUUCGUGGGCUAGAAUUCUUCCAAAAGGAAGGUUUGGUGAAGUUAAUCCUGCUGGGAUCAUGUUCUAUAACAAGAUAAUAGACAAUCUGACCCUCAAAGGAAUCGAGCCAUUUGUGACACUUUUCCAUAAUGAUUUUCCUCAAGAACUUGAAGAAAGAUAUGGGUCCUGGCUAAACCCGGAAAUUAAGGAAGAUUUUGUACAUAUGGCAGAAGUUUGUUUCAAGUCGUUUGGAGACCGAGUGAAGUAUUGGAUCACAAUCAACGAACCUAACGUAUUCGUGGAAUUUGCUUACAAAACGGGCCGUUUUCCUCCUUCUCGUUGUUCCGAGCCUUUUGGCAACUGUCUUGCUGGAAAUUCAGAUGUGGAGCCACUCAUUGCUAUGCACAACAUGUUACUAGCCCACGGCAUGGCAGCCAAGCUAUAUCAUGAAAAGUUCCAGCCGAAACAAGGAGGAUCGAUAGGGCUCGUUGUACAUUGUUUCAUGUAUGAACCGCUAACGGAUAGUGAGCUUGAUCGCAAUGCUGCCAAAAGGGCCCUUGCUUUCAAUAUCGGCUGGUCAUUUGAUCCUGUAAUAUUUGGAGAUUAUCCCGAAGAAAUGCAUGAAUACCUCGGAAGUGAAUUACCAAAUUUCUCCCUUGACGAAAAGAGGUUUAUGAAGAACAGUAUUGAUUUCAUCGGCAUCAAUCAUUACUCGACUAAAUAUGCAAAGGAUUGUACCAACUCUAGUUGCUCUCCAACCGCCAACCAUGCAAUCCAAGGUUUUCUCGAGCUGGUUGGAGAGCGUGAUGGUGUGCCCAUCGGCGAACCGACCGCGAUAGAAGGAUUAUCGGUUGUUCCUAGUGGCAUGGGGAAGAUUGUUGACUAUAUCAAGAUUCAGUACAAUAAUAAACCCAUGUUUAUUACCGAAAAUGGGUAUUCUUCCCCCGACGUGCACGAGGAACGAGUCGGUGUGCUUCUGAAUGACAUCAAACGAGUUGAAUAUCAUACCGCAUACCUUGCUUCUUUAGCCAAGUCUAUCAGAGGGGGAGCGGAUGUACGUGGAUACUUCGUAUGGUCGUUGCUGGAUAACUACGAAUGGUUAUACGGUUACUUCGUGAGGUUCGGGUUACACUACGUUGACCGUCAAACGCUAACUCGGGUACCGAAACUUUCUGCAAAAUGGUAUAGGAAUUUGUUAACGGGCCCUUUACCAAAAACUUACCCGAUAAGUGCUUACCGAUAAAAUUCAACACUAUUACUUACUUACCAGGUAAGAUUUUAGUCCACCAAAACCGCACCGUAUGCAAUAAUUUACCCGAUAAGCUCUUACCGUGGUAAGAGUCGUCGUCUUCACUUACCGGGUAAAACUCUUGUUCUUUGUCUCGCUUUUACCGGAUAAGAUUCUUGAUCCUUGCCAUAUUCAUCCAGUAAGGUAUCAAUAAAAUAUUUUAUGCAAGAAAUAAUUGUUCUUCUUUCUUGUUA
This is a messenger RNA of Cynara cardunculus var. scolymus (artichoke), 1906 nucleotides long. RefSeq names its product beta-glucosidase 18-like. NCBI's taxonomy places the organism in Eukaryota, Viridiplantae, Streptophyta, Magnoliopsida, Asterales, Asteraceae. The coding region runs from base 84 to 1667 and encodes 527 amino acids. The transcript has 11 exons. The record is from RefSeq and is a predicted model, not a curated record. Gene Ontology annotation, molecular function: beta-glucosidase activity. Gene Ontology annotation, biological process: carbohydrate metabolic process.